ACCCUUCUCUGACUUGUCCAUCAUCUUCAUCAUUCACUAUCAAUUUUCCAAGUAAUAUUUAUUAUAGCCAUAGCAGCUAGAAUAACCAGAAACCAUGAAAGCUUUUCGCUUGUUCCUAACACUAUUAAUUCCUUUCUUACUCUCCUCUUUUGUUUCUGGUUAUUCAUGGAAUGAUGUUAAGCUUUGGUGCAACCAAACUCCAAACCCUCAACCAUGUGAGUAUUUCUUGAGCAAUAACCCCACUUAUCAAUACAAACCCCUCAAGCAAAAAUCCGAUUUCCUCAAACUUUCAUUACAACUUGCUCAAGAGAGAGCACUCAAAGGCCAUGCAAACACUCUCUCACUUGGUUCAAAGUGCCGAAACCCACGUGAAAGAGGUGCCUGGGCUGAUUGUGUUGAGCUUUAUGAGCAAACUAUCCGUAAACUCAACGAAACCCUAAACCCUGACCCUAACACAAAGUACUCCCAAGUUGAUGCCCAAACAUGGCUCAGCACAGCUCUCACUAACCUUGAGACAUGCAAAGCCGGGUUCUAUGAGCUUGGUGUUCAAGACUAUGUUCUACCUUUGAUGUCUAACAAUGUUACCAAGUUGUUGAGCAACACCUUGUCACUUAACAAGGUUGAAUAUGAAGAACCAAGUUACAAAGAAGGGUUUCCAAAAUGGGUGAAGCCAGGUGACAGAAAGUUGUUGCAAUCAUCUUCACCAGCUUCUAGGGCUAAUGUGGUGGUUGCAAAAGAUGGUUCUGGAAAAUACACAACAGUGAGUGCAGCUGUAAAUUCUGCUCCAAAGAAUAGUAGAGGAAGGUAUGUGAUAUAUGUAAAGGGAGGGAUAUACAAUGAACAAGUUGAGGUGAAAUCAAAGAAUAUAAUGUUGGUUGGAGAUGGUAUUGGAAAGACUAUAAUCACAGGUAGCAAAAGUGUUGGAGGGGGCACCACAACCUUUCGUUCAGCCACUGUAGCUGUAGUUGGGGACGGAUUUAUAGCUCAAGGUAUCACAUUUAGGAACACCGCUGGUGCAAAAAACCACCAAGCUGUAGCAUUGCGUUCUGGAUCAGACUUAUCAGUGUUUUACAAAUGUAGCUUUGAAGGUUAUCAAGACACGCUAUAUGUCCACUCUGAGAGGCAAUUCUAUAGAGAGUGUAACAUUUAUGGCACUGUUGACUUCAUAUUUGGCAAUGCUGCUGUUGUGUUACAAAACUGCAACAUAUUUGCAAGAAACCCUCCCAACAAAGUCAACACCAUCACUGCACAAGGCAGAACCGAUCCAAACCAAAACACUGGAAUUUCCAUUCACAAUUCUAGAGUCACAGCUGCAUCAGAUUUGAGACCGGUUCAAAACUCGGUUAGGACUUAUCUUGGAAGACCAUGGAAGCAAUAUUCAAGAACGGUUUUCAUGAAGACUUAUCUUGAUGGCUUGAUCAAUCCAUCGGGUUGGAUGGAAUGGAGUGGUAACUUUGCAUUGAACACACUUUAUUAUGGAGAGUACAUGAACACUGGCCCAGGUUCCUCCACUGGUAGAAGAGUUAAAUGGCCAGGUUAUCGUGUUAUAACUAGGGCUUCUGAAGCCUCAAAGUUCAGUGUUGCAAAUUUUAUUGCUGGAAAUGCAUGGUUACCUGCCACCAAAGUGCCUUAUACACCUUCUCUGUAAUUAAGUGAUGCUUGUUAUUUGUUGAUUGUUUGAUUAGUUUCAUUUCUUUAAUUUGUUGUGAAUGUUAAGAUAAUGUUGUCCUAGCAUAUGCUGAUACAGUUGGAAACUUUGUACAAUUGAUAAAUUGCUUUAUUU
Molecule: messenger RNA, 1783 nt
Organism: Glycine soja
Lineage: Eukaryota; Viridiplantae; Streptophyta; Magnoliopsida; Fabales; Fabaceae
Product: pectinesterase 2-like
Exons: 2
Coding region: 95-1648 (517 amino acids)
Biological process (GO): cell wall modification
Molecular function (GO): pectinesterase inhibitor activity; pectinesterase activity
Source: RefSeq, a predicted model, not a curated record